This is a messenger RNA of Cynoglossus semilaevis (tongue sole), 3825 nucleotides long. Its product is annotated as kazrin. Lineage: Eukaryota; Metazoa; Chordata; Actinopteri; Pleuronectiformes; Cynoglossidae. The coding region runs from base 168 to 1850 and encodes 560 amino acids. The record is from RefSeq and is a predicted model, not a curated record. The transcript is spliced from 11 exons.
AAGAGAGGAGAGGAGAGGAGAGGAGAGGAGAGGAGAGGAGAGGAGAGGGGACGACUGCUUCUGUCAGUGCAACAGCCGACCUGCUCCACACUGGCAGUCUGACCCGCAGUGUACUUCUGUCAGUUUGUGAAGACGAAGGAGUUUUACUCCCACCUCCUUCAGGAGCCAUGGAGGAGAUGCUCACCUGCAGCCGAAGUCCUUUCUCUCAGGUGUUUGGGCGUCAGGGGCAGCUCAUGCAAGCCACUGUACAGUCGCUGAACAGCCUGAAUGACCAGAUUGCAAACUUCAUGGUGACUGCACCCAAAUCCCCAGAGGUAGAGGAGGAGCCCAUCUUCCCUCCCCUGGAGAAGGAGAAUCUGCAGAAGUCUAUGACGCUGAUGAGGCACCUCCUGGUGGACGCUCAGGCAAAAAUCCUGAAAAUGAUGGAUGACAACAAGCAGUUGGCCCAGCGCAUCGAUGGGGCCAUUCAGUCAGCCAGCCAGGAGGUGACCAACCUGCGCUCAGAGCUGAGCUCCACCAGCCGCCGACUGGCUGAGCUGGGGGCUACAGACUCCUCCGCCGGCAUGAGACCUGAGACCCUGCAGCACAACCACAACGACUCCUCCACCCAUCCCAGACAGAAGCCUCCGGCAGCUGAGCUCAGCUGCAAGACUGAAAUCAGCAGCCUGAUGGACUUCAACUCUCCAGACGCCUCCCUGGACAAAGUUCUGCUCCGUGAGGAGGUGGCCCAGCUCCAGGAGGAGGUGCACUUGCUGCGGCAGAUGAAGGACAUGCUGAAUAAAGACCUGGAGGAGACCCAGGGAAGCUGUUCGGCCAACGUGCUCUCUGCCACUGAGCUUCGUGUACAGCUGACCCAGAAGGAGCAGGAACUCGACCGAGCUAAGGAGGCUCUGCAGGCCAUGAAGUCAGAUCGCAAGCGUCUGAAGGCAGAGAAAGCAGACCUGGUGAACCAGAUGCAGCAGCUCUACGCCACACUGGAGAGCAGAGAGGAGCAGCUCCGUGACUUCAUACGCAACUAUGAGCAGCACAGAAAGGAGAGUGAGGACGCGGUAAAGGCUCUGGCCAAGGAGAAGGACCUGCUGGAAAGAGAAAAGUGGGAUCUGCGGCGACAGACCAAGGAAGCCACGGAGCAUACAGGGAUGCUGCGCUCGCAGCUGGACCUCAAGGAGAAUCGCAUCAAGGAGCUGGAAGCUGAGCUGGCCAUGGUAGGCAAACAAAGACAGGCUCACAGUACCGUCGCUGUCUAUAAAAACAAACAGAUGAGUAACUGUGUGAAUCAGAGAAUGGAGUACCGGGUGUUUGAUCGUCUUGCAGACAGGGACUUCUCGCCCAGGGUUCUGGCGGUAAGAAUGGCCAAGCAGUCUCUUGCCACCCUAACCAAGGACGUACCCAAGCGCCACUCUCUGGCCAUGCCCACGGAGACGGUUGUCAAUGGCAACAACCAGGAGUGGGUGAUGCAGGCUGACCUUCCUCUGACUGCCGCCAUCAGACAGAGUCAGCAGACGCUGUAUGUCCACGCGGGACAUCCCACUGAUCGACAAGUGGCUGCUGUGCGGGUGAGCCCAUGCCACUCACGUCAGCCCUCCAUCAUCUCCGAUGCCUCAGCGGUGGAGGGAGACCGCUCGUCCACACCCAGUGACAUCAACUCUCCUCGCCACCGGACUCACUCCCUCUGCAAUUCCCUAGAAGAUCUGGAGGACGGGAAGCGUAAGAAGAAGAAGGAGAAGAUAGGAUUGGGUUCCCUGUCACGUGUCUUCGCCCGAGGAAAGCAGCGAAAGUCUCUGGACCCUGGCUUGUUUGAUGGUACAUCAACACCUGAUUAUUACAUUGAGGAGGAUGCAGACUGGUAAAGCACACACGCCCGGGUGAACGCCCAGAGAGACGUGUGUCCAGUGAUCAGAACACAGAAUGGGGUUGAAUCCCAGCAAGUGUAAAGGAGGAUGGCUGUGUGUGUGUGUGUGUGUGUGUUUGAGUGUACAGCUGUAACAUUGUGAGUGCCUGUCUGCAGUCUCACAUGCAUGCAUACAGACGCAGGUAUGUGUGUGAGAGAGUGUGCAUGUGUGUGUGUGUGUAUGUGUGUAUGUACGUCUCUGUGGAAGUGUAAAAACCUUAAAGAGUGAAUUGUGUGUAAAUAAAGUGAACAGUGUGGCGCGGCGGCCGGCGGUCGUGGAUGUCCUGUCGUAUCAGCCCUCUCAAAACAGCCCUGUUAUGGAAUCUUAAAAAAAAAAAAAAAAAGUUCUUUACAUUUGGAGUUUUGUUUUUGUUUUCACUCAACUGGAAACUUGAAGGACUGCUGUACUUGUAAAUAACAAUCGAUGUGCACUUUGUGCGUGUAAAUGUCUCCUCGUCCUGAAUGCCUUGUUUGUUAUUUUGGACAUGUAUUCCCCACCUCCUCCUGCUACCUUUUAACUUAAACUCCCCCUGUUGGUCACCCUGCUCGGUCCAACCCCCCCUCACUGCCAUGAUGAGAACAGUUUCCUGUGGGCAACAUGCAGACUCUUUCCUUUAAAUCUCCACCAAUGAUAACUUUGAUGUAAUAAGGCUUGCGUUUGGACAACAUCACAGGACAAAACAAGUCAUGUCAAAAAUGCUUUUUCCAUCUGUUGAAAUGAUCAAAGGUAGAUGAAAAUAAACAGGUGUAACAGACAGGCCUUAAAGUUCCAGUUCACACAUAGAACUUGAUCCAGAUUUGAAUUCUUCCAACCUAAAAGUAUACAUUUUAGAGCGUAUAUUAAUACUUUGAUUGAUUAGUUAUGUAUGUGACACACUGUAAUAUUACUGCUAAUCUAAAACUGCAAUUCCAUAAAACUAUUUUUAUGAGACGUUUUAAACGUAACUUGGAGAAUGAGCAAAAAGCAUCAAGGUCAACACUGAGCAGCUGUUGUUGUGUUGAACUAAAUAAACCAAAAGUCAUGAAGAAACAACAACAAAUCUAACCGGGUGAUUGAGACAAGAAAAAAAUGUAGUAAUUAAGUUUAAAAAAUGCAGUACAACUGUAUGUGGACCAGGAUACUUAUCUCAGUUCUGCACUUUAAUGUGACAGCUGAUGUAUUCAAAUGUGAUCUGCUCAUCAUGGUUCACCUGCUUCUCUCUUUAGAAAAAAUAUUUUUAAAACUCUUUUUCUGCACAAUUUAUACAAAGAAUUUAAGAAAAGAAAUAAUAUAAACAAACCAAGCUCAUAUUCCAAAAGGAAGCUUUGAUUUUCAAAAAUAUUUACGACAAAAGAACAUCAAUUACACCAACAUAUUUAAUAAAAAGGGUUAUUAAUAUUUCUCCAAAUCUAGAUCAAAAAAUCAAAGUGUCAUAUUGGAUCAGGGAGCAGACGAUCAGUCAACUAUUAUAACAACAAAGUGCCGGUUCAAGCCAUUGCUGCAAAAAAAAAAAAAAAACCCAAUUAACUUUGUGCCAAAGGUUAAUAGCAUUUCUUCAAGCAAAAGAAUAACUAAAGACAUUGGAUUAUUUUCAGUCAUGCGUUGGACCGAGCCACAGUCUGCCCUGCUGCCCCAGGAACUCUUUUCUCUCUGCUCGUUAUUAAAGUAACACUGGGAUUUUCAUCAGUCUCACCUAAAACACCAUGAGGUCACAGACUGCACUGAAGCUGUAUUUAACCACACUGCUCAUCAGUCGCGUCUCUGUCAGUGAGGGGAUCAUCAUUUAACCCCUGCAACGUCCUCAACGUGGGAUUGAAGGUUUUGGUUGAGAAUAACUGUCAUGACAGAUUUAUUUUAUGCAUAGCAACAACAUGACUUGUACAAAAAUCUAAGGCUACUUUUAUUUUUUCAUGUAACAAAUCCUAUGCCCCCCGUGCUGGUGGGGAAAAAAAAA